AUGGCACAUUCAAUUGAAGAUAUUAGGGAUAUCAAUGACUCAAAAGAUUUGUGGAAGAUUGUUGUUAGGAUUAGAGAUUUGUGGUCUAUAACAAGCAAGUCUAAAAAAGAGCAAUUGGAAAUGGUGAUAAUUUAUGCAAAGUGUGACAUGAUCCAAGUUAUUAUACCACCAUAUUUGGUUCAGAAGCAUAAGAAUACUCUUACUGUAGGAAAGACAUACAUCAUGCAGAAUUUCAAGAUUUGCCCAAUAUUCCUAUGCCAUUUGAACUUAAUAAGCUUGCCUGAUAUACUUGCGGGAAAGUUUCAACUGAAAAUCUUAGUUGAUGUGAUUGGAGGAGUGCAUGAAAUUAUUCAUACUCAAUUGAAUGCUACAAAUAACAAAAACAAAGAUGUCUUUAUCAUAACAGACAUGAGUUUGGUUAAAUUUCGGUUGGAUUAUUUAACUAUAAGCAUUUAUGCUCUAUUCUUUUACUGUGAGCUUGCAUCACAGUUUUGCAAUUACCAUAACAAUAAGAAUGAAUAUGAUCAUGUCAUUCUACUACUGCAAAAUACAAGAAUCAAGAGAGCUAAAGUCAUUAUUGCUACUUUAGAUAAACUUGAAGUUGGUCAAUUUGGAUGGUACUAUGAUGGUUGUAGUCAAUGUACCAAAAGUGUUUCACUUAAAGAUGGAAAGUUGAGGUGUUUCUCAAAUCAUGAGACUGAUGAACCUGUUCCAAGAUACAAACUUAACGUUCAUGUUGUUGAUGAAAAACACAUGUCCAAGUUUGUUUUUUGUGACAAUGAAUGUGUCAAAUUGAUUGGAAAAUCUGCCUUUGAGCUCAAGACAGAGUUUUAUGAAACUAUCUCUGCCUCAACUGAUUAUGAUCUUGCUGGUGAAAACUCGGGCCUCACUCCUUCUAAAAGGUCAUCAACUAAUUCAGUAGAUGAUAUGGAGAAUGUUCAGUUAUCCUCCACAAAGUUGCUGAAAGAUGUCUGUCAUACGGUGGUUGAGAAAUGUGUGAAAAGUGUUUUGCAAACGAGAAUUUAA
This is a messenger RNA of Lathyrus oleraceus (garden pea), 1026 nucleotides long. RefSeq lists its product as uncharacterized. The coding region runs from base 1 to 1026 and encodes 341 amino acids. The record is from RefSeq and is a predicted model, not a curated record. The transcript is spliced from 10 exons. NCBI's taxonomy places the organism in Eukaryota, Viridiplantae, Streptophyta, Magnoliopsida, Fabales, Fabaceae.